CGUCGCUUGACAAGUACAUGCACGAUGCACGGCAAAUCUCAGCAGCAGGGCUGUUCAAGCCACUACUCGUCACCAUAGAGAAUGAGGUUACGUUGAGGCUGUGGGUCACCCAGCCUUUGCUGGCGUCAUGAGUGGGAAGAGCCUCCUUCUGAAGGUGAUUCUGCUGGGGGAUGGCGGUGUGGGUAAAAGUUCUCUCAUGAACCGCUAUGUGACUGACCGCUUCGACUCUCAGUCUUUCCACACUAUCGGUGUGGAGUUCCUCAACCGUGACCUGGAGGUGGAUGGACGACCAGUCACAUUGCAAAUCUGGGACACAGCGGGCCAAGAGCGAUUCAAGUCCCUGCGCACACCCUUCUACCGUGGCGCCGACUGCUGCCUGCUCACAUUUGCAGUGGACGACGUGCAUAGCUUUCAGAACCUGGGUGCCUGGAAGAGGGAAUUUGUGCGCUACUCAGAUGUGCGUGAUCCCGAAUUCUUCCCAUUUGUCGUGCUGGGCAACAAGGUGGACAAAGAGGAGCGAGAGGUGGGCGAGGAGGAGGCACGUGCCUGGUGCGAGGAAAAUGGUCACUGCCCCUACUUUGAGACCAGUGCCAAGGAUGAUACUAAUGUGAGCGCUGCCUUUGAGGCAGCUGUACGGGCGGUGCUGGCCUCCGAUGAUCAUGUUGACCAUGCCCUGCUCAGCAGCACCAUCGACCUGCAUGGUAAUCGCAAGCCGGCCCGCUCCUCCUGCUGCUAAGGCGUAAAUGGAUACCAACACAUCCACGUUUGCCCUGCAUAUGCACAUGAUAACCAAUGGUACAACACAGGUUGGGGUGGGGUGGGUGAGGCAGCUUUGAUUGAGUUCCCUUGGGUUCUUUAGUUACAGAUGUAGCAGAAUUAUUGUACAGUGUCACUGGGACAGUCAUUUUUUGUGUCUGCUUUCUGCAGUCUGGCACCGAUGACUGCAUGAUAUUUUCUGUCUUUCCUCACAAAGGCUCCUGUGGCUUGUUGGAUUUUCUGCUUGUUUUGAUUUUUUUUUUUUUUUUUUUUUUUUACAGUAGACUAACCUUAGAGAAAUAUAUAUAAUCUUCAGUACUGUGUAGAAGUUAAGUCAGAUUUGCUAAGCCUGUAACAAGGUUACACUGAGGUAAGUUUUGUGAAUAUGGCGGGGGGGAGAUAUGUGGCAUUGACAGAGUACGAACAAUGAUUUUUGCUGUUACUAUUUUUUUUUCUAGGUACAUUGCCGUGGUACACAUUUUAUGUUAGCUUUCACUUGAGCAUUUAAGGUGGUCUUACUUCUAAGAUUCUCUGAGUUAGAGGGCUGUGUCUUGCUAAUGCUCUAGUGCCCACUGACAUUGGAAAUAAGGGCUGACUCUUUGAGGAAGUGUGUUCAACAAAAUACUUUUCUCUUUGAUUUGCAUCCAAAUUCAGUCUUUUACAUCAGUGUGUACUGACUGAGUUGGCACUUAUUGGACUCUGCAGUGUUUAACUGCUUAUUUGUUUUUCAAAAAAUACUCAUUUUUUUCUGGGUUUUAUUUUUGUUGUUUCAUAGCUACUAAAUAAGUAGUGAUUACCAGGUCUGUUUGUGUUCCCUUAGUUUAGUCUAAUUUGAAGACGGGGGGGCACAUUUGCCCAGGUAUAACACAUUUAACUCUUAAUUGCAUUUUUAGCAUUUUAUAUAAGAUUGACAAAAGAAACCUUUGGUUCUUAAGAUUUUGAUAUUAUUGAGGCAUUUGCCAUGUUUUCAUAUUUAAAUAUUGUUCCUUGGUCUUGCUAAAUUAUACUGGACUUUGACCUGGCUUGCGUGGCUAAUGGUAAAAUAAUUUGAUUCUUGCUAGCACUGCGAACAUGAAGCAGCAGAUGUAGCUGAUAUAUCCUUCCACUCAAGAUUACAGAAAACUUCAACUUCCAAGCCUGAAACACAUUCUCUGUUGUAAUCUGAUGGAUGGCUCUUAUCUUUGGCCACUGUCAAAGCCAUAAUGUUUUAUUUUAUUCUGCUGUUUGUUUAUAUAGGGGCUGAUGUGGGCCACCACAUUUUAUCGACAGUCUCCAUCAACGUAAAAUGCCUCCUUCAGUGUUUUAAAAAGAAUAGUUCACUGUGAAACAGAAUAAUUUAAGGCACUGUGUUUUCACCUCUCAUUUGCUGAUGGCAUUUUUAAGUCGAGGCACAUAAGUUACAACAGUGUUCAUUGUGAUUCUGAUAUAGUUGUGUUGCAUCUUGUUUUACAGUAUUUUGUUACAGGUGAUGCAUUCCAAGGAUGCUUAAUGUUUAUCUCCCUACUGCCCUCCCAAAUUAGAAAGUAAAGUACUGCUGCCUAUGUGGAAAGGGUCUAUGUAAAGACAUAUUAAGAUUUAUAGACAUGCAUGUUGAAUUCUUGGUGGUGUUUAUUUAUUUGUUGUUAUUUUGUGUGAUAAGCAAGAGAGUAAAUAUUAAUCAUUUGCAUAUUGUUUUCCAUUUAUGAAAGUAUUGUUUUUUUAAAUUUGUCACUGUCUCUUUUCCCAGAAAUGUAGAGAGUCAAGUCUGUGGUUAUAGGUAAAGGCAUUUACUGCACUAAACAUGAGCAGGGGCUUGGAUAGAUCAUGUCACAUGCUGUAUGUACUGCACUGGGCAUUCACUCACAAAUACUGUUCUGACAUGUUAUGAAGUUGCUGUCUAGCGUUCCAAAGUAUUUGCUCCAUGUGCUUUGAACUGAGUUCAAGUUGUGUAAUGGUACCUGGGAAAGGCUGAGUUCCUCAACUGUCCAACCCACUGUCUUGCAUUACAUGCCCCAUGGCAAUAAAGGAAGUCAAGAUUG
Molecule: messenger RNA, 2774 nt
Organism: Electrophorus electricus (electric eel)
Lineage: Eukaryota; Metazoa; Chordata; Actinopteri; Gymnotiformes; Gymnotidae
Gene: rab9b
Product: RAB9B, member RAS oncogene family
Biological process (GO): retrograde transport, endosome to Golgi
Cellular component (GO): lysosome; phagocytic vesicle; late endosome
Molecular function (GO): GTP binding; GTPase activity
Source: RefSeq, a predicted model, not a curated record